CGGAAAUGCACCAAUAGCUGCCGACCCUGAGCCGGACGGCGCUGCAUCUGUAUCCGCCUUCACGGCUGCCUUGUUCAAGUCUGUCAGAAAUGAGUUUCCACUACGGCCAGGGCUAUCCGGGAGGAGGCCACCGACCACAAGCUGCUCAAUACGGUGGGGCCAGUGGUCCUUACGGGCCGACACCCUCAGCUCCGUACGGAGGCGCACCCUCAGCUCCGUACGGAGGCGCACCGCAUCAACAAGGGGGUCCGUAUGCUGCUUAUGGAGCUCCAGGUCAAGGAGGGCAGUAUGGGCAUGCACCAGGGGGCGCCCCCGCCGGGCAUUAUGCGGGUUACGGGGGACAGCCUCAUGGAGGACAUUACGGACACCAUGCUCCUGCAGGUAACAUCCCUCCUGGUGUGAACCAAGAGGCGUUCCAGUGGUUCCACACUGUUGACACGGACCGCAGUGGCUUCAUCAACCUAAAGGAGCUGAAGCAGGCCCUCGUCAACUCCAACUGGUCUGCUUUUAAUGACGAGACCUGCCUCAUGAUGAUCAACAUGUUUGACAAGACGCGGUCCGGUCGAAUGGACAUUUUUGGCUUCUCAGCCCUGUGGGACUUCAUGCAGCGGUGGAGAGCUCUCUUUCAGCAAUAUGACAGAGACCGCUCCGGCUGUAUCAGCGGCGCGGAGUUACACCAAGCCCUCGCUCAGAUGGGCUACAACCUGAGUCAACAGUUUUCCGAGACGCUGGUGCGACGCUUCACCGUGCUCGGCGGGCGACCCGGCAUCCAGCUGGACCGCUUCAUCCAGGUGUGCACCCAGCUCCAGAGCAUGACGCAGGUCUUCAGAGAGAAAGACACGACCAUGACGGGCAACAUCCGCCUUAACUAUGAGGAUUUCAUCUCCGGGGCCAUCACCAGGCUCAUGUGAGCCUCGGUCCACCGGCAAGCCCCUCUGCACUGUGGAUUCAUCGUAUCAUUCCAUGUUCAGGUCCUAUUUUGCUGGGUUUUUCAAUGCUCUGCCAUAAGUGCCUCCACCUGUAUGUGUACAGUAUAUCAGCCAGAACACAUCAUUCCGUGGCUUGUUGCUGUAAGGAAGUAAAGCAUGACAUCACAAAGUUCAUUGGCUGUUAAAAAGGCAGCUAAAGCUUUUACUGGACGGCUUGACUUUCACCAGGCGCAAGUGUGAAAGUGAUCGUUUCAAAGGUGACUGAUGCCAUAGAGCCCCAGAUAUAUUUCUACCAUAAACUGCAAAAGAGGCGUUGUUUGAUAAACUGAAUGUUGACCCGACAACAUCCAUACCCGAUGAAUUUUCUCAUUUGCUCAUUCCUGUGCCAUUAAGAUGACAUCGGGAAUAUUCAGCAGGGUGUUUCCAUGCAAUGGUUGCACAUUGUAUUGAACAUUGCUUUAUAUUGUGUUGUGCAUAAUUAGCCAAAAUCAAGCCAUUUUUUUCCUAAUAUUUGGAUUCUUCUUCUCUGACAUUCAGUGGGGUGUUGCGAGUGAGUAGAACAAAAAAAUGUAUUAUAGCUUUCUGCUACACUGCACUCCUUUAAGCCAAUAUCAACCAUAACUAAUAAUACAAAAUUAUCUGUGGUGAAAAAAAGACCCAAAGGUAUAACAAAUUGUCCUUAUUAUGUUUUCUGCUUCCCCAUCAAUGAAAUGGAUCUUCAGUGUUUGUUGGGCCAGUACUCUAAGAGAUAAAACACUCCACCGAGGUGGUCUGAAAUUCCAUAACAUCAUGGUUCUUAAUGCCAAAACUAAUAAAUGCUUUUCUAUCACG
Messenger RNA from Cyclopterus lumpus (lumpfish), 1760 nucleotides. RefSeq names its product penta-EF-hand domain containing 1 (gene pef1). NCBI's taxonomy places the organism in Eukaryota, Metazoa, Chordata, Actinopteri, Perciformes, Cyclopteridae. The coding region runs from base 90 to 911 and encodes 273 amino acids. Gene Ontology annotation, biological process: COPII vesicle coat assembly. The transcript has 5 exons. Gene Ontology annotation, molecular function: calcium ion binding. The record is from RefSeq and is a predicted model, not a curated record.